AUGAACUGUGCGUUAACAUUCAACUUUGACAGCCACGACCGACAUCAAGGCGAUGACGACGGCUCGGGAUAUCUCUUCUUUGCGACCAACAGCAAUGCCUACUUUACCCUUACCAAGAUGACCGUCGACUACCGCAACUUGGGCCUUGCUCGUCUACACCUUUUCGGGUGUCAGAACGACGACCUUGUCUUGACUGCAACCUUGCUCGCCAGUCCCUGGAGCUCGCCCGCGAUCAUUGCCACAUUUCUAAUCCUUAUAGGCAGGUACCUCCGCGACCGAUGGCACUCAGACUACCUCGGCGAGUUGACGUACACGUGGAUGCCGUAUGUGUUCAGCGACUCUUCGUGGUACGUUGACCGCACGGACGUCUGGAAGAUCGACCCCCGCAACAUGCUUGUCAAGGCAAACAACAGAGCAGCCCAAAACGUCCUGUUUGCUCCCUGAGGAAACCCGGACGGCGCGGGUCUGCAGAGCGCGCCUGUCCAGUUUUCGCUGAACGCCGGCAACUCGAACACCAUCACGUUUUCCAACCAUCGUCUUAUGCGCCAGAUGUCUCACAUCUGACCAUUGACCAGACCAACUAGAUGCGAGGGAGAGAAUCCGAGUUGCACCAGGCUGAGAAAAGUUCUGGAUAGGCCUUCAUCGCUUUAUGCCGUCAAGCUCGAAGUCAGAAGCGCAAAGCUAUUUUCUGCUUCUAAAGGUCACUGCAGCAUCACGAAUUCAUCGCCAUAACUGAUCAAUGAAUCAAAUGAACACACAAGCAACGUUGUUAUGGAUCUACGCAUGAUUAGACGGUGGUUUGGAAAUCGAAGUGAAGCGAAGAAGCAGUGUGAUGCAGUGUUCCUUCACAUCAAAAAGAAAAUCAAUGUUUUCGUUAUUCC
Tilletiaria anomala UBC 951 is the source of this 881-nucleotide messenger RNA. Its product is annotated as glycoside hydrolase family 43 protein. The record is from RefSeq and is a predicted model, not a curated record. NCBI's taxonomy places the organism in Eukaryota, Fungi, Basidiomycota, Exobasidiomycetes, Georgefischeriales, Tilletiariaceae. The coding region runs from base 1 to 444 and encodes 147 amino acids. The transcript has 3 exons.